Molecule: messenger RNA, 7628 nt
Organism: Porites lobata
Lineage: Eukaryota; Metazoa; Cnidaria; Anthozoa; Scleractinia; Poritidae
Source: the annotation of a GenBank genome assembly
UGGUGCAUUGUAACUUUGUGUAUUGUUAUACCGCGCGGAAAAUCUGAAACACUGAAAAAAAGGUAGAAGAGAAACUAAAGUACAGCUUAGAGUGAAAAAAAGGAGCUUUUCGAACACAAAAAAGCACCUAAAAAUGCUUUCAAAGGGGUAGUUUGAAAUGCUAGCCUACGUCUCACUGAGCGGCACACCGGGAGACGGCUGAAAGGGCUAACAUUUCAGACUAGUUUCGAACUAGUUUUUAAACUGUUUGGUGAUCGAGAGGAGUGCCAUCUUGAGAAAAUCUAUUGCAUCAGUCCAAAGAGCCCAAGUGCGUCUACAAAGGUAACAUAGCCUAUCAUUACGUUUCCGGUAAUUCCCCGAAACUGUGAAUGCAUCAGAUUAAAACAUAACAUUUUUAAGAACUUACCAUAUUAUAAUUUCUACCUCCUCGACCGUGACUCGUGUGUGUUCAUGGGCAGGCAGUCUCAAAGGGCUGUUUUGAAGAAACCCUAUUUUUAUGGUUCCCUUAACAGUCCCGAAGCAGCAAAUGACAUGACAUCUUCCUUCUCAGUUGCGUUGUACUCAAAUGAGGGAGUGGUGAAUUGAAACAUUCAGCGACUGAUGGCUUCUCGUAUGCAAAGUAAGAAACAUUUAAAGCAACACACAUGUUAUUGGUUUUUAUUUUAACAUUCCCGCAAAGUUUCGUUGGCAAACUGUGUAGCACAAUCUUUUUCAUCUCGAAAACGCGUAACUUCUCCCGCAGUCGUACUGUACCACUACGGUAUAACAAUCUCUUUUAUUGAUUUCUUUAUACUGAUUCAUCGCCCUCACACGGGAAUCCCAUUUUCAAUUUCAUUACACUUCCGCUUCAGUAACUCUUGUAAUGGCGCUUUCGGAGACAAAUAAUUACGGUUUGUUUUCUCAUCAGUCCUAAUGUUUCGUCUGUUUUUACUCGGCUUGUAUUUCAUGGCUUUAUUACUUCUCUUCGGUAUUGUUGAUAUAACACAUUGCGUUGGAACAUUUUAGACUCGGCAACGAGUAACGUGUGCCCGUUUCUUCUUAACGUUAAUACGUUCUGUACUUGCACGGGGCUAUUUCACGCGCGAGUACGAACUACAGUGUUCUUGAUUCCACUCAGAAUUUAUGACGAUUUCCUCGAUAAACCGCGCUUCUACAUCGCCGUUUAUAAGAUUACAUACGCGAAUGUGAUAUAGCACCCAAACUCGCCAUUAAAUCGAACAGAAAACGGCCUUGCAAUUAAAAAACAGGUCUUAAAAACAUUCUGAACGGUUUAGUCAUUUGGAUUUCUGGGUUCUGAUAAUAUUGGAACGCUGCUCACCAUUUGUGGCUUGUUCUGUCACCUUAAAACCCUGAAGCUGGCUUUUGAUUUGAAACGAAAGGGAUUUAGACUUUUCAGUAGUCAAUAGACCUUUUUAUCGAUACGACGGCCAUAUUGAAUUAGUUCGAUUUAAGGAGUAUUAUAGGGUGCCCAGGGGGCAUGAGCACAUUUUGCUUGUAUUUUCGAGUGCUUUUCGGGACAUUUUUUCUUUACGUUUUCUUAGAAUAAGAUUGUAAUGGGAAAAAAGAUCCUUGUGCCGUGUUUGGAUGUAACAAUGAUCGCCUUUUUCUAGUUUAGUAUUAGAAAUAUGAAUAUGCUGAAUUUUGCUGAUGAUGCAUUGUUAUAUGGCACAAUUUGUUGUGAUGAAGACACAGCCGAUCUCCAAGAGGACUUGUAUAGAUUAGAAGAUUGGCAACAAAAGUGGAAGAUGGAAUUUAAUCCUUCAAAGUGCAAGAUCAUGUGUUUUACAACCAGGAGAGAUCCACCAAAGCGGGAAUAGGUAUUUUGUGGACAAAUCCUAGAAGAAGUGGAAUCUCACCCUUAUCUGGGGGUAGUGCUCGAUAACAAAAUGAGGUGGUCACCACACAUUGAAACAAUCACAUCUAGGGCAAAUAAGGUCUUGGGACUUAUCAAGCGAAAUCUGUGGAAUUGUCCAAAGUCAGUGAAAGAAACCGUGUAUAUGACACUUGUGAGGCCAAAACUCCAGUAUGCCUGUAGCGCAUGGGACCCACAUUACCAGAAAGAUAAAGCCGCUCUAGAAAGGGUACAGCGGAAAGCAGCCCGCUUUGUCACUGGAAAUUACGAUCGAACAACGAGCGUGACGGAAAUGCUGCAAGACCUACGUGGGACACACUUGAAACAAUGAGAAGACACGCAAGGCUCUCCACUAUAUACAAGAUGUGCCACGGCCUCCUAGAUGGGGACUGGGGGGAUUAUUUGAUAACAAGCAAAGAAAGGAGAACCCGGGGAAGCCAUGAUUUUAAAUUUAUUGUACCGAAAGGACAUAAAGAUAUUUUUAGAUUUUCUUUUUUUCCCAGGACAAUAACUGAAUGGAACAAACUUCCAGAAAAAAUUGUUUCCAGCCAAUCCCUCUGUAUUUUUAAAAGCAAACUAAUUUAGUUUUCUUUUUAUCAGUAGUUUUUUAAUAGUUUUUAAUAGUUUUUUAAUAGUUUUUAAUAGUUUUGUAUAUUCUAGUAUAGUUUUAUUUAUUAUUAUCUUAGAGUUGGCGUGAUGUCCCAAACGAUUUUGCCGACAUAACGAUAUUUAGAUUUAGAUUUAGAUUUAGAUAUGGUCUUUCACUGUAUAUUUCUCGGCAAAAAGGCGAUCAUUAUUACAUCCAAACAAGGCACAAGGAUCUUUUUUCCCAUUACAAUCUUAUUCUAGAAAACUUUACUAAAAAAUGUCCCAAAAAAGCACGAAAAUACAAACGAAAUGUGCUCAUGCCCCCUGGGCAUCCUAUAAUACUCCUUAAAUCAAAUUAAUUCAAUAUGGCCGCCCUCGGUAAAAAGGUCUAUUCAACGGAUAUGUUUUGCUGUGCGAAACGGAUUGCGUGUGUGUGUGUUUUUAAUUUCUUCCUCUCAAAUCCCGUGACAUGACGAUUACUAUAAUCUUUAUCAGGUGGCGUGAUGUCGAUCAAGCAAGGCGUGCCCGAAGAUCAUGAACUUCUCAGUCUUGCUGGGGAAAUCUUAGUGAUCUGGAAAAAACUUGGUUUGGUUUUGGGUUUGACAAAUUCGCAGUUAGAUGAAAUCGAAGCAGAUAAUUUGAAAGGAGUGGAUAGGAGUUAUGCUAUGCUAAGAAAAUGGAAGGAAUCACGUGGCUCUGAAGCCAGUUAUCAACGACUUGCUGAAGGACUUGAUCACAAAGCAGUCAGUAGGCGUGACUUAAUAGAGGCAUACUACCCAGACAAAGGUUAGUGUUGAGCAUGCGCAAGUAACACCUUGCGCCCUUUGCCACAUUCGCUCGAUCCGCCGCGCAGACCAAAAGACCCAAAAGGAUCGCAGCUCUGGAAAAGAGAAUGCAGUUGCCAUGGCUCUAUGUACGUGUCCGCCAUGUUGAGAGUACUCAGGAAUGCACUUUUUGAAGCCUUGGAAAAGUAACUGCAUGAGACUGAGUCGGAAGAGCACCAUGGGACUGUUUUGAGACAGGAAUUUGGAUCCAGUUUUCCCGCACAACCUCGUAAAAGCCUGUAAAAAUGGCGAAAAGUCCCAAAACAGUCCCAUGCUGCAAUUCGGCACAACACCGACCCAGUCUCACGCACAACUUCCAAAUGACCGAGCUCUUCAAGGCUUCCAUAACUAAACUCGUCCCCAGUCGUCACUCGGGCGGUUAACCCCAAACCGGGCUGGCCACAGCAGGCCAAAUGUCGCCGGGGGGGGGGGGAUUCCACUUUUAAUCAGGACUAUCCAGCCAGAUUAGUUUAUUUCUAAAUGGUACACGCGGCAGUGAUGAGUUUUAGUAAAAAUUUCGAGAAAACACUGAUAUUGCAUUUUCAAUAUGACAGGUCUUGCGCGGCUGGCCAGUCGUAACUUUUGGAAAACGCCCGAAGAUGAGAAACAGCUAAGAAUUGAAAUAAGCGACUUGACUUGACUAGUUGAGUUUUCCAGAUAUUAAACUAAAUUGAAAGACGAGUUUGAAACCCAUGCCCAUUUAUCCCACAGGAGAGGCUGAGUUGCAACGAAAAAUGUCUGGACUGAGAGUUUCUUGUAAAGAUGAAACUGACGGUGUCUUAAAAGGUAAGCCCUAGCUUGUUCACUUAUUAGAAUGUAACGAUCAUCUGAAUAACAAAGUACUUUUUAAUGCCUGGCCUUGGUGAAAUCUGGGGUUAGUCGAGUCCUUUGAUAAUAAGUCGCUUUGGGUUUUUGGUAGAUGUAGGCGGCUCGCGCGUAAACUUUAGAACGUUUCUCUAUUUGAGUACAUCUUUAAGUUUGCUUCUUAUUUGAAAAAACGGAAGUGACAAGCUUAAGAACCAAUAGGAUCCAAUAGAGCUUGCAAACUAACCAAAAAGUUGUAGCCAAAUUGUACUGUCGUGUUCGAUUGACCAGAAGGCGAGCCACAGUACAUGCACAGCUGCAAACAAGAACAAACUUGAACAAAGAACAUUGGAACUAGGUUCACCCAAGAAAGCUUGCCCCAUACUCUCUUGAUUCCAUUCUGAAUAGCGGACUGUAACAUUUUAGAAAAAGUAAUGAUAAAAAUGCCUUUAUUUUCUUCAAACUAAAUCUUAGGGAUUAUAAGCACUUUAUACCAUCAGCAAGGAUUGGCUUCAGGCAUGGUUAAAACCCGGGAUACGAUUGAGCAGUAACAACAACAACAACUUCUACUUCUACUUCUACUAUAUUACUUCGCAAAGCCUGUACAGCAACACGCGAAGGAUCCGUAUAUCGACUGACUGUCAGGUCCAGUUCAAAGGUCGAACUUUUCAUGUACCAAACCUAAUCCUUUUAAUUAAGUACACACAUGAAAAGAUCAACCUUUGAAUAAAUAAGUCUGACAUAUAUCCAAUGUGUAUCGAUUCAUGGAUUUAAUUUGAGUGGCCCACAGGGGAAUUUCGAAUGCAGAGCGACUUGGUUUUAAUCGUCGAACUUUUUCGAUAUUUUAACUUAACUGGUAAGCUAACUAUUGCCCGGUGUACAUCGUGAAAAUGAAUUGAGUCCGUCUAAUUAAGUUAAACUUGUGAAUCAACCGUCGAAACUAGUAUCAGUUUGGGUCGACUUAAAUAGGUCUUUGGUUCGGCACAUGAAAAGUUCGACGUUUGAACUUGGCCUGAUCACUCUUUGAAAUUAAAGAUUUUUUAUAAGAUAUUUUGUUUUCUUUCUUUUAAAAAAUAGGCCCGCCUUCCGUCGAGAUAUUACCUGGUAAGCCGUUUCAUGCGACUCAAAGACGAGGGGGCGAAAUAAGAAAGAUUCAGCAAGCCUUUAGUCACUUGCGACGGGAUGCCGCGGAAAGUUCGCUAGUAAGAGCAGUGUAUGUGAAAGGCCCUCCAGGGUGUGGUAAGACACAACUGGCAAGACAGUUUGGUAAAGAGUACAUGAAGGUGAGCGCAGGUUGCGGUGGGCAGUCACCAAGGAGAAUUGUCGCCACGUUGGAUGCGCGGACGCCAGAGUCGCUUUUGGAAUCGUAUAAGGAACUACACCAAAAAUUGGAAAUGUCAAAGGAGAGCGAAGAAAGAGCAAGUCUGAAUGAACUAAUCAAGACUUACUCGAAUGAGAUUAAAAACCAUCUUCGUAAAAGCUCUACUGUCUGGCUGUUAAUCAUUGAUAAUCUGACAGUCAAUGAUCCUCUCAGAGAAUUCUUGCCAACGCCUGAAGAAAACAGCCCGUGGGGAGAGGGGUUAGUAUUGGUAACAACACAGGAUAGCAAACUGGUACCAGGAUCCCACGCAUACGCCAAAGUUGUGGAUUUAGGUAAAGGAAUGGAGAAGAGGGACGCAAAGAAAUUGUUAAGCGCCAUUUCUGGGAUGGAGGCAGAUGAGGACGCCAUAGAAGUCGCUCAGUUUCUGGGCUUUUACCCUCUGUCUCUUGCUUGUGCAGCAGUCUAUGUAAAGCAGAUGCGAGAAGAUCGGCCGUUCUCUAAGCUUCACUGGAAAACCUACCUAGCCAAUAUUAAAAACAACUUCGCGUACCUUGAUCAUUCCGACUUUACACGUCAUAAUUCAUGUUAUCCGCAAUCGAUGCUUUCAGCAGCCGUGUUUGCCGCCCGACGGAUGGCGGAAAAUAACGAAGUGCUCCGAGCUGCCUUCGUUUUUCUGUCUUAUUGCGCUCUUCAACCCGUACCGUUGGACACCGUUACCGAGUACGUCUUGUACGAGACUGCUGCUUCCGGCGACAAAACCAUUAGGGUCCCAGACGACGUUAAGAUUGAAAUAGCUCGAUGCUCUCUGCUGAUCUAUCCUGAGACGGGUGAAAGAGGAAUUGAAGUAGUUACCCUCCAUCAAGUCAUGCGAUUGGCAUUUGUACAAAUCAGGCGAAAACCGGACGAGCAGACGAAAGAGAUGGAAGAAACCGCCGAAGUGGAAAAGCGCCAUCGGAAUGGGGUGCUUGAAGUAUUAAAUAAGGCGUACAAGAUUAGAAAGGGGGAUGUCUCCAAGGAGGCUAUAGCCACAAGAAUAAUUCUGUGCCCGCAUUUAAGGGAGUUUGUAGAAAAGGCGGAGAACAGCCAAUUCCAAUUUGUUGAAGUGAAUUUACUUGUACAAGCCUUAGUCUACCUUGCUGAUGGCCUGGUCCAUGUUGCCGGGGCGACGGACAAUAAUCGCGUUGCUUUACUUGAACGUGCUUACAAGAUAAAUAAACAGCUAUCUACGACUGAUAUGAGCGCAUGCGAAUUCCUGUGUGAUUUAGGAUAUGCUUAUUGCGAAGCGGGGCAACUAGACAGAGCUAUUCCAGUGUUAGAAGAGGCUAAUCAUCUCUGCAGAGCACAUACGGAAACAGAAUGGAUGAAAAUGAGAUCGAGGGUUUUUAAUAACCUUGGGUUCACAUACCGUGAAAGCUUCCAGCUAGACCUCGCAAAAGAGUACAUGAAAAUGUGUGCUGAAGUGACCAGAAAGGCCUAUGGCGAGAAGCACGUGCAAGUGGUGGAGAGACUUUGUAAUCUUGGGAUAAUCUUGCACGAUCGCUGGGAAAAUGACGAGGCGAUAGAAGUGCUGGAAGAAGCCCAGAGGAUUAUUGAAGCUUGCGAUACCUCAAGAACGGAGCUGUUCUUCCGCGCGCAAGUUUUGAAUUAUACAGCUAAGGUUCAUCUUCGCUGGUAUCUCGGGCUGCGGUAUACGCAUCCUAACGCUUGGAGCACCAAAAAGCACCUUGAAGAAUCGAACGCUCUCCACGAAGAAGCCGUAAAGAUUUACGAAGAACUUCAUGGAGUUCACAAGUUCACAGCGGGAACUAUGAUGACCUACGGAACAGCGAAACUGCACUUAGGACAAGUUGAGCAGGCAUACGAAAUGUGUCAUAACGCCGUCCAGGUCUAUCGAAGCUCAGGUCACAUUGCGUUUCCGCGCGCGGGUACAUGGCUCGCCGACGUUUUCCUCGUUAGAAAGGAGUAUGCACGCGCGAAAAGUUUCUUGGAAGAGCUCGUGAAAGUUCACGAGGACUUACACCUGGUUGUUAGUCCUGGUGCAUAUCAUCCUAAGGCGCUGCUAGCGGAAGCUUGCGUGCAUCUUGGAAAUGUUCGAUAUGGAAAAGAAAUGUUGACACAAUGCCUUCGAGAGUGGGAAGAAAAAGGUAUGCACCCUCAACAUUAUUGGGUUGCUCGUGCGCGCGCUUUCCUGAGAUUGCAUGAGGAACAACACACCGAUGAUGCUGUGCCAGAGUUGUAA